AUGAGGGGAGCCAACCAGUCCAGCGUGUCCGAGUUCCUGCUCCUGGGGCUGUCCAGCCGGCCCGAGCGGCAGCAGCUCCUGUUCGUGCUCUUCCUGAGCAUGUACCUGGCCACGGUGCUGGGGAACCUGCUCAUCCUCCUGGCCAUCAGCGUGGACGCCCGCCUGCACACGCCCAUGUACUUCUUCCUCAGCAACCUGUCCCUCGUGGACCUCUGCUUCUCCUCCACCACCGUCCCCAAGAUGCUGACCAACCACAUCCUGGGCACUCAGACCAUCUCCUUCUCGGGGUGCCUUGUGCAGAUGUACUUCCUUUUCAUGUUCGUGGACAUGGACAACUUCCUGCUGGCCGUCAUGGCCUACGACCGCUUCGUGGCCAUCUGCCACCCCUUACACUACUCCAGCAAGAUGACGCCGCGGCUGUGCGUCCUGCUGGUGGCCGUGUCGUGGGUCACUGCCAACCUGAACGUCCUCUUGCACACCCUGCUGAUGUCUCGGCUCUCGUUCUGUGCGGACAACGCCAUCCCCCACUUCUUCUGCGACGUGACGCCCCUCCUGAAGCUCUCCUGCUCCGACACGUAUGUCAAUGACAUGACGAUUCAGACCGAGGGUGCCUUGAUCAUGAUCACCCCGUUUGUUUGCAUCCUGGUGUCGUACAUCCACAUCGCCCGCGCGGUCCUGAGAGUCCCGUCCCCCCAGGGGCGCUGGAAGGCCUUCUCCACCUGCGGCUCCCACCUGGCCGUGGUUGCCCUCUUCUACGGCACCAUCAUCGCGGUAUACUUCAACCCUUCGUCCGUCCACUCAUCUGAGAAGGACACGGCGGCCACUGUGCUGUACACGGUGGUGACCCCCAUGUUGAACCCCUUUAUCUACAGCCUGAGGAACAAAGACUUGAAAAGAGCUCUUGGAAAGGUCUUUAGCAGGAAGACGCUCUCUGUGUAA
This is a messenger RNA of Condylura cristata (star-nosed mole), 939 nucleotides long. RefSeq names its product olfactory receptor 1F1-like. Gene Ontology annotation, cellular component: membrane. NCBI's taxonomy places the organism in Eukaryota, Metazoa, Chordata, Mammalia, Eulipotyphla, Talpidae. Gene Ontology annotation, biological process: G protein-coupled receptor signaling pathway. Gene Ontology annotation, molecular function: G protein-coupled receptor activity; olfactory receptor activity. The record is from RefSeq and is a predicted model, not a curated record. The transcript has a single exon. The coding region runs from base 1 to 939 and encodes 312 amino acids.